Messenger RNA from Loa loa (African eye worm), 486 nucleotides. RefSeq lists its product as hypothetical. Lineage: Eukaryota; Metazoa; Nematoda; Chromadorea; Rhabditida; Onchocercidae. The coding region runs from base 1 to 486 and encodes 161 amino acids. The record is from RefSeq and is a predicted model, not a curated record. The transcript has 5 exons.
AUGAAAUGUAAAAAGCCUCUAAUUAUAGAAGGAAAGAAAUAUUAUGAUACGAAGGAUGAAAAUUCUAUAAUUAAUAAUGAUUACUGUAACAUCCCGAAGUUUAUUUUAGAUUCAUGUAUCAAAAUAUCUGAUAAUCUAAAAAAAGAAAUAAAAAAAGACGAUGAUAAAGGGGAAAAGAAUAAAAUGAGUAAUGAUAAAAAGAAAGGAGAAAAAAAUGCGGAGGAAUUUAAUUUGAAAUUAUUUGAUGAAAUAUUAAAAAUGAUUUAUAUUAAUGAUUCCGUAAUUCGUCUUGUUAAAGAAAAGGGAAAGAAAAGUGUUGGACGUCGUCGGGGAAGUUCACUUCGUAACGGACAAGCGAUUAACGUUGAACCUGCACCGAAACGAUCGCUAAGUCCAAUGCAAACUGCAAAAGACGUGAAAGAUGAAGCGUCUACCAUUUCAACCGUAGGGUCAAUAUUAUCAACCAUUGAUAGUAAUACUGGUUAA